CUUCCUAAAACAUGCUUUCUCUCUCUCUCACACACACACACACACUCACACGCUUUCCCCCUCCCUCUCUCCUCCCUCCUCUCUGUCACCAACGUACACACACGGUCUUCUCAGACUGAACGUGAUCGUCUCACCAGCCAGGAUGACUGGAGGACUUAGGAUUGCAUAGGCUGCAGUGUUGGGAUAGAGUGUGUGUUUGUGUGUGUGUGUGUGUGUGUGUGUGUGUGUGUGUGUCUGUGUGUGUGUGUGUGUGCAUGUGUCUGGGCGGACUCUCGCUGUAAUGGUGCCCCAUGUGUGACUGUGCUGACCGCGACAGCCAUCCUGUCCACAGCGGAGACUUUCUCAGCAUGCAGAUGGUGUGAGCAGUCAGGGGAAAAGUUUGUAACAGCUCCUCUGAGCCUCAGCUAACUCAAUCCACUCUGCACACACUGAGUUAGUUCAAGAGAGAAGCAGCAGCAGCAGCAGCCGCAGCCGCAGCAGAAGCAGCAGCAGCAGCAGCAGCCGCAGCAGCUGAGCUGGAGUGCAACUUGAGCUCGUCUCAGCACAGGAUUUCUGUUGAUGUUGAAAGACUACCUGUCACUGGAUUGAAUACAAUAGUUGUGCAUUGCUACACGUCAGAGCUGUGAGAUUCAACAAGGCUGUUUAUUUGAAAGGUUAGAGUUGCUGUAAUGGACGACCAGUGUGUGUCCCACGGCAGUCCCCAGCGCAAUGGAGUUCAGCCCAGCACAGAGAUCCAGAGGCAGGGACGGUCGAGUGUCAUCAGGUGUGGGUGGCUCAGGAAGCAAGGAGGUUUUGUCAAGACUUGGCACAGUCGCUGGUUUGUUCUGCGAGGGGACCAGCUCUACUAUUACAAAGACGAGGAGGAGACCAAAGCUCUGGGAACCAUUUUCUUACCUGGAAACAAAGUUACAGAGCAUGCAACCAGCGGCGAUGAUGGGGGGAAAUUUCUCUUCGAAGUCAUUCCAGGGGGAGACAGAGAGCGGAUGACAGCCAACCAUGAGACCUACCUUCUUAUGGCUAACACCCAGAAUGACAUGGAGGAUUGGGUGAAGACGAUACGCAGGGUCAUCUGGGCUCCAUUUGGUGGAGGGAUCUUUGGUCAGAAGUUGGAGGAAACUGUGCGGUUUGAACGCCGGUUUGGGAACAAGCUGGCUCCUAUGCUGGUAGAGCAAUGUGUGGAUUUCAUUCGGCAGUGGGGCCUUCAGGAGGAGGGCCUAUUCAGGCUGCCAGGACAGGCCAACCUGGUCAAAGAGCUGCAGGAUGCCUUCGACUGUGGAGAAAAACCCUCCUUUGAUUGUAACACAGAUGUGCAUACAGUAGCCUCUCUACUAAAGCUGUAUCUCAGAGAGCUGCCGGAGCCUGUCAUCCCCUUCCACAAGUAUGAUGAGUUCCUGGCCAGUGCCAAGCUCCUCAGCAAAGAUGAUGAAAUGGUAAGAAACUGUACUGGAUGACUUUCUCUUAACCUAUUUCUAGCAAUGAAUUGGCUUUCACAAACUUUAUUCCUCUACAUAAAGUUUUUUAAAGGUCAAUUUAUAUAUCAGAAUUCAGCACUGAAAAGCUCUCACAUAUGUCCUGUUCUGUGGCGUUAAAGCCGGCCUCUUUCUGCCCGGUAAUCCAUUGCCGUGCUCUGCUGUUUCUCACACAAUGACUUUGCUGUGCCUGUCUUGACUUCUAACAUCUAAAUAUAAUUCUCUUUCUUUCUUUUUGUAAGGCUUGUAUCACAGCAGGGGACGAGUCUAGUGAUUCCUCACAGUGUCCAAAAC
Molecule: messenger RNA, 1763 nt
Organism: Micropterus dolomieu (smallmouth bass)
Lineage: Eukaryota; Metazoa; Chordata; Actinopteri; Centrarchiformes; Centrarchidae
Product: rho GTPase-activating protein 24-like
Exons: 6
Coding region: 669-1451 (260 amino acids)
Biological process (GO): negative regulation of Rac protein signal transduction; signal transduction; activation of GTPase activity
Cellular component (GO): focal adhesion
Molecular function (GO): GTPase activator activity
Source: RefSeq, a predicted model, not a curated record